This is a messenger RNA of Dibothriocephalus latus, 270 nucleotides long. The record is from the annotation of a GenBank genome assembly. Lineage: Eukaryota; Metazoa; Platyhelminthes; Cestoda; Diphyllobothriidea; Diphyllobothriidae.
AUGUCGCCUGUGCCAACAGGCUACAAGGCGGAGUUUGAGGCAAGCGCAGAACGUCUUCUCGCCUGGCUGGAUACUAGCGCCGUGGCCCUUGAGCUGGUCACCAUGAAGGCAGCCAACAGCCAGGAGGAAGAGGGCGGCAGCCACCCAGAACGGAAUAUACAUGAGGUUUACACGCGCAUCAUAAGGGAAAUUGCUGACGAAACCCAGACAAAAGCCCUGGUCCGGUCUCUUGGCGAGCGCUAUCGCCAGGAGUUGAGUCAAGGUGCGUGA